Oppia nitens is the source of this 1032-nucleotide messenger RNA. RefSeq names its product ceramide synthase 1-like. Gene Ontology annotation, biological process: ceramide biosynthetic process. NCBI's taxonomy places the organism in Eukaryota, Metazoa, Arthropoda, Arachnida, Sarcoptiformes, Oppiidae. The transcript is spliced from 6 exons. The coding region runs from base 16 to 1032 and encodes 338 amino acids. Gene Ontology annotation, cellular component: membrane. The record is from RefSeq and is a predicted model, not a curated record. Gene Ontology annotation, molecular function: sphingosine N-acyltransferase activity.
GAAAAUACUAGUCCAAUGGUGACAAUGAUGUUGUCCACUACUACUACGGGUUUGACAUCAGAUCCCAGUUUUAUGGAUAUUAUCCAAAGUACGGCAUUGUUUGCCAGUGAAAACUAUUUGUGGCUUAAAUCUAAUUAUAAGUUUCCCGACAAUACAUUGGAUGAUCUACGGGAAUGUGGCCAACGACUAGCCACUGCCGACUGUAUAGCGGUUGUUGUGUUGGCCAUCGGCUGGACUAUUGGCCGAUAUUUGACCAGUAAAUACAUAUUUAGGCCAUUUGCCCAAUCGAUUGGUUCAAAUAUUAGAAAAUUUUCCGAAAGUUCCUGGAAAGUUUCCUACUAUAUAUUUACCACUACAUUUCUCAUCUAUCUAUUGUUUGGUCAAAAUUGUUGCCAUUAUUUUACUGAAACCCAACAUAUUUGGUCAGACUAUUCAAUGGACGAUACGGUACCGACAAACGUACGGUUACUCUAUUUAGUGGAAAUCAGUUUUUAUAUACACUCUAUAUAUGCGGUACUUGUGUUGGACGAGUGGAGGAAAGACACAUUAGUUAUGUUCAGCCAUCAUAUCGUAACACUGGUACUGUUGGCCAUAUCAUUGUUGACUAGUGCCCAUAGAGUUGGUCUAAUUGUAUUACUAACACACGAUUCAUGCGAUAUAUGGCUAGAAUUGGGCAAAUGUUUGCUAACAAUGAAACACCUGACCGGACUCUAUGGACAGUUAGCUAAUAAGCUAAUUGGUUUGAAUUUUAUAUUAUUUGCCACCUCAUGGAUUAUCUGUCGGUUAUAUUGGUUUCCAUUGAAAGCUAUUUAUACGAGUGCUGUAUAUUUUACUGAUGAAAAUAACCAAAAAUUUCCGUUUAUGUUACUAUUGUUUACAAUGCUAUGGAUUAUACUAGCAAUGGAUAUCUACUGGUUUAUGUUAAUAAUAAAGGCAACAAUAAAAGUAAUAAUCGGCAAAUCAUAUAUUGAAGAUCCCAGAGAUUUGAAGACAUUAUCAUCAAAUGGUUACCACAAAACACAUCAAUAUUAA